Molecule: messenger RNA, 387 nt
Organism: Porites lobata
Lineage: Eukaryota; Metazoa; Cnidaria; Anthozoa; Scleractinia; Poritidae
Source: the annotation of a GenBank genome assembly
AUGGAACCAGUCAACUGUACCAGCCCUGAAAAUGUGGAAGCUAUUUGUAAACAAAACUUUGACUGGCACCUUCAUGGGAAGAACGCAACUGCUUACGGAAAGGGAAGCUAUUCCGCAUUAAACUCUUCUUACAGCGAUAAUUACGCUAAGGAAGAUUCCAGAGGGUCUAAGUUUGUGUUCGUGGCCAAGGUCCUCGUUGGGUCUUACACUACUGGCCAGUCCAGUUAUCGAAGGCCACCGUCAAAGGAGCCUUCGAACCCAGCAAGUGAUCUGUACGAUUCGUGUGUUAAUGAUAUGUCAUGUACUACCAUUUUCGUCAUUUUUGAUACUGAUCAGUUCUACCUGGAGUACAUAAUCAAAUACUCCACAUCUCAAGGCAGCUAUUAG